This is a messenger RNA of Quercus robur (English oak), 1124 nucleotides long. Its product is annotated as senescence-associated carboxylesterase 101-like. Gene Ontology annotation, biological process: defense response. Gene Ontology annotation, molecular function: carboxylic ester hydrolase activity. Bases 206 to 1000 code for a protein of 264 amino acids. The transcript has 2 exons. Lineage: Eukaryota; Viridiplantae; Streptophyta; Magnoliopsida; Fagales; Fagaceae. The record is from RefSeq and is a predicted model, not a curated record.
CUAUGGAACAUUUUUGGAGCAUCUCAAUCGUAAGGUACUUUGCAAGGAUACUACCGAUCAUGAGUCAUCAAUUGAUUGGACUACACCACCAUUACGGGCAAGCAUUAUUACAAAACUAGCAGCAAUUGGACUGGUGUGAUCACAGCCACUGCAAAACGUUGAUAUCAACAUUAUCAUUGCAAAGACAGAAAAAUGGGAAAAAGAGAUGGCAAUUUUAAACAAGCAGGCUUUUGAUCCCACCGGGGGGUUGAAUGAAAUAAAAGUAUAUAUUGCUUAUCUAGAACAGUAUAAGAAGUUGUCUAAAGACAAAGGAAUUGGAUACUAUGACAGAUAUAAGCUUGAAAACCAUAUUGGAAUGACUAUGACUGAUAUCGAUCCGUUAAAGUUUAAAAAAUUCCUCGCAUGUUAUUGGGAAGAAAUGGUUGAUCAAGUAGAGAAAAGGCCCCAGAUAGUAGGCCACUCCCUUCGUACCUGUUCACUCUUCGAGGCAACAAAUUAUCGAAGGAUGAUUGAGCCACUAGACAUAGCUGAAUACUACAACAAGGGCCUAAAAGACUACUUAAAUAAAGGAAGAUCAAAACAAUACAUACAAUUGGAGCAGUGGCUGAAAGAAAUUGAGAAGCCUUCAAGUGUUCCAAAUGAAUUGAAGAAACAGAAUGUGGCGUCAAGUCUGACAGAGGAUUCUUGCUUUUGGGCACAUGUUGAGGAGGCUCUCAUUUCAUGCAAAUUGCUGAGUAGCGGAGAAUCAAGUGAUGAGGAGAAAGACUUUGCAAAGAAAGAACUAAUUGAGUUUGAAAAGUAUGUAUUUGAUUUGAUGAAAAAUUGUGCAGUAUCUUCCAAGAUUUUCUUACCUGGGAGCAGCUUCAUGAAAUGGUGGGGAGAGUAUAGAGAUAUUACGGGAGCUUAUUAUAGCUCUAGUCUCACUAACUUAUUGAAGAAUGACAACAAUUAUGAGGCAUAUGCUAAUGGCUCCCUAGAGUUUCCUUUAAAUUUUGUAUGACAGAGAUUUGCAUAUUUCAAUAUCUACGUGUGCACUUCCCUUCAAACAUGUGUGGUAUUUCGAAGUCAUUACCCAAUAAAUUGUAAAUUAGGGACAUCAUCUUUUCAACUUUUUAAAUUUUUGU